AUGAACGGCUUCGCAUCUCAUGGCCUGGACGAGGAUGCCUUUGGGGAGAAGAGAGGCAACAUCGUCCAGGCGUUCGAUGCGUUUCCCAAAGCAAAGCCCCAAUAUGUAACGCAGACCUCUGGCGGCGGGAAAUGGACCGUCGCCAUGCUCUGCGUUUCUUUCCUCCUCAUCUUCUCCGAGUUCACGCGCUGGUGGCGCGGACACGAGACACACGCCUUCGCGGUGGAAAAAGGCGUCGGCCACAACCUGCAAAUCAACCUGGACAUCGUGAUCCCCAUGCAAUGCUCUGAUAUCCACGUCAACGUGCAAGAUGCUGCUGGGGAUAGGAUUCUGGCGGGCGAUAUGCUGAAAAGGGACCCAACGAAUUGGAGGCAGUGGGUUGAUGCUAGGGGUGUGCAUAGACUAGGGAAGGACGCGCAAGGGAGGGUUAUCACGGGCGAGGGGUUCCAUGAUCACGAGGAGGGGUUUGGAGAGGAGCAUGUGCAUGAUAUCGUUGCCCAUGCUGGGGGCGGACGGGCGAAGUUUGCGAAGACGCCGAAGCUGAAGUGGGGGAGACCUGGUGGUGACAGCUGCCGGCUGUUUGGCAGCUUGGAGGUGAACAAGGUGCAGGGAGAUUUCCAUAUCACUGCUCGAGGCCAUGGAUAUCAGGAGAUGUUUGCUGAGCAUAUAGAUCACAGCUCAUUCAACUUCUCACACAUCAUCUCCGAGCUCUCCUUCGGUGCCUUCUACCCCUCCCUCCUCAACCCCCUCGACAGAACUAUCUCCACCGUCCCAAACCACUUCCACAAAUUCCAAUACUUCCUCUCUGUGGUUCCCACCGUGUAUUCCGUCGACGCGAGCAGCAUCUACUCCUCACGCACGGUCUUCACAAACCAAUACGCAGUGACAGAGCAAUCAAUGAUCGUGGGUGAACGCUCUGUCCCGGGGAUAUUCUUCAAGUACGAUAUUGAGCCUAUGUUGCUCACGGUCGAGGAGAGCAGAGAUGGGUUUCUGAGAUUUGUGGUCAAGGUUGUGAAUGUGUUUAGCGGGGUGCUGGUUGCAGGGCAUUGGGGAUUUACUUUGACGGAGUGGGCGACAGGGGUCCUGGGGAGAAGGAGGAAGAGGAUGAGCGACGGCGUGCUAACGGGGAGGGCCCAUGAGCGGGACGAUUAG
This is a messenger RNA of Hyaloscypha bicolor E, 1152 nucleotides long. Its product is annotated as DUF1692-domain-containing protein. Gene Ontology annotation, biological process: endoplasmic reticulum to Golgi vesicle-mediated transport; retrograde vesicle-mediated transport, Golgi to endoplasmic reticulum. Gene Ontology annotation, cellular component: COPII-coated ER to Golgi transport vesicle; Golgi membrane; endoplasmic reticulum. The record is from RefSeq and is a predicted model, not a curated record. NCBI's taxonomy places the organism in Eukaryota, Fungi, Ascomycota, Leotiomycetes, Helotiales, Hyaloscyphaceae. The transcript has 3 exons. Bases 1 to 1152 code for a protein of 383 amino acids.